UUUUUUUAUUUAUGUAAGGUAAUGUGUCAGAAGCGAACCCAGCAUAAUCUUCAUGCUACACAAGAGAAAAAUGUUGUUCUUGCGAGCUUAAAACAGAGAUCCAUCGGUUGCUUUUUAUUUUGUCCUUGCACUGCGUUGAUGGAGUUCGGAGGAGUCGUGCUGAUCGGACUGAAGCGGAGCCAACCAAUUCAUCAUGCACAGCAAGGGAAAACGUUACUCUCACAACAAAGACUGAGAUAUGAUUGACAAUGGAUAAUCAUACGUAUUAAAUCGACUGUCAUAUAAAAGUCAGUUGGAGAGGGAUUCCUAAAGCAUGCUCUUUGCACAAUUUCGCAGACAUUGUCAUCGGCCUUUGGAAGCUUAUAACAGCAGCGAUCACGAAAUGAGAUAGGACAGAGCUGUAAAACUACCCAUGUCGUUAAACUUUUUUUUUUACAUGUCACCUUUCGUGCCAAAGGAUCGAGCUGUGUAACUUUGGAGAAAGGGCAUCAGCUGUGACACCGGGUGAAGAGUCGAGCAUGGAUCUGCUGGAGUGCCCGAUCUGUCUGUUCCUCAUGUGCGAGCCCAUGACCAUGAGUUGCGGUCACUCUUUCUGCAGGAGAUGCAUGGGAGCAUUCCUGCCCUCGCGAUGCCCCACAUGCAAAGAACGUUUAAAACAGAGAGAUGCGAAAAACAUCAAAAACAACGUGUUGCUCUUCAGCGUCCUUGAGAAAUGUUGUCCCGAAGAGACUAAGAUGAAAUGUCACAUUCAAGAGAAACUGAAAACGAGCGAGUUUACAGAAGCGCUGCGUAUUGCUGAUGAAGGGAUCGAAAUGGUCCCUGAAGAUGUGAGUCUUAAAGUGUGGCGAGCUGAGGCCUGCAUGGGCCUCCGUCGCUUUUCGGAUGCCCUCCGUGACCUGGAUGACCUGUGCUGUGUGCGACCCAACUGGACCGAGGGUUUCUUUCGUAAAGGGAACGUGCUUCUUGAAAUGGGCAGACGGACUGAAGCCCUCAUUCAGUUUUACCGUUGCCUGAAGCAGCAGUCUGAUUUUGCCCCUGCAAAAAAUCAGAUUAAGAAGAUCUUAGAGGCAGAGGGCAUGGCUGUACCAGAAGAAGUUCCACGGAUGCUGCAUGUUGUGUCUGAGUACUUGCAGGAUCUCUGUCCUAUCACCAGCUCUGUAAGCCCCUUGUGUCCAGAUGCUCAGCGCUACUCCCACAACGAUACCGAAGGUCAAAGUAAUCCCGUGCAGAAUGCAACUAAAGUGAAGCACGGCACCAGCAGCGAGUGCUGCCUGAGCCUGUGUCAGGCCGUGUCCUUCCUCCCCACAGCUGAGGAUGAUGAGGAACUGAUGACGAAGAGAGAAGAGAAACAGAACAGAGGUGUGUGCAGUCUGGCCAGAGAGUCCUGCCUCAGCGUCCUGACUGUGAGUGAUUUUGAGUGCCCUCUCUGCAUCAGGUUAUUCUAUGAGCCGGUGACGACUCCCUGUGGACACACCUUCUGCAAAAACUGCCUUGAGAGAAGUCUGGACCAUAAUCUACGCUGUCCACUUUGUAAACAACCACUGCAGGAGUAUUUUAAGAACAGAAAGUACAACCCCACCGUGCUGCUGCAGGAGAUUAUGUCCCGCCUCUUCCCCCAGCAGUUGGCUGAGAGGAAACAGGUGCACGAGGCGGAGAUGGCAGAGCUCUCAAAUUUGACUAAGGACAUCCCAAUCUUUGUGUGCACGGUGGCGUACCCUGGCAUCCCAUGUCCACUGCACAUCUUUGAGCCUCGUUACCGUCUGAUGAUGCGGCGAUGUAUGGAGACGGGCACCAAAAAGUUUGGCAUGUGCAGCUACGAGCACGGCAAAGGCUUUGCAGAUUACGGCUGCAUGUUGGAUAUUUUGGAUCUGGAUUUGCUUCCUGAUGGUCGCUCCUAUGUGGAUACAGUGGGAGGAAGUCGCUUCCGAGUGCUCAGGAGAGGACAGAGGGAUGGCUACCACACUGCUGAUAUUGAGUACCUGGAGGACCAUAAGGUUGAAGGCGCCGAGCUUGAAUUAUUGCAGCUACUCCAUGACAGCGUGUAUCAGCAGGCGAGGGAGUGGUACCACCGUCUGAACAGCCGCAUUCAGGAGCAGAUCACCCGGCAGUACGGCAUCAUGCCCGAGAAAGAGGACGACAUUCAGGCAUCUGCUAAUGGGCCGGCCUGGUGCUGGUGGCUGCUGUCAGUGCUGCAGCUAGAUCCAGCCUAUCAGACCACCGUCCUGUCUCUGACAUCCCUGAAGGACAGACUGGGUCAUCUACGUAUCGUACUAGAAUACUUCUCUCAGAGCUAGGACGGAGACACAUUAUGUGCCCGCCCGUAUCUCUGAUCACAUCACAUGCAUGCACCACGGAAGACAUUAAUUUUUUUAAUUUUUUAUUUUUUAUGUACAUUUUAAAUUCAACUGCAAGUGAUUUGUUUGCUCUUGCCAAUUUUUUUUCUUUUUCUGAUCAUAAUCGAUACACAAGAUCUCUUGUGCUUGGUAACACAUUGGGAAGC
Messenger RNA from Carassius auratus (goldfish), 2500 nucleotides. RefSeq names its product LON peptidase N-terminal domain and RING finger protein 1-like. The record is from RefSeq and is a predicted model, not a curated record. The transcript has 12 exons. The coding region runs from base 519 to 2294 and encodes 591 amino acids. Gene Ontology annotation, molecular function: ubiquitin protein ligase activity; protein binding. Lineage: Eukaryota; Metazoa; Chordata; Actinopteri; Cypriniformes; Cyprinidae.